Molecule: messenger RNA, 5085 nt
Organism: Selaginella moellendorffii
Lineage: Eukaryota; Viridiplantae; Streptophyta; Lycopodiopsida; Selaginellales; Selaginellaceae
Product: PH-interacting protein-like
Exons: 23
Coding region: 167-5026 (1619 amino acids)
Biological process (GO): cytoskeleton organization; regulation of transcription by RNA polymerase II; regulation of cell shape
Cellular component (GO): nucleus
Molecular function (GO): protein binding
Source: RefSeq, a predicted model, not a curated record
GGCGAGCAGAGAUUUGGCAGGCGACUCCACAGCUCGAUUGCGGUAAGCUCGCGGCGCGCCUCACUGGCGGGGCGGCGGCAAUUCAGCUAUGACGGGGCUUAGAUCCAAUCCGCCCUAACGCGCCUGCCAGCGAUUUCUCUGUCUUGCUUCCUCCCGAUGUUCUAGGAUGCUGUGCAAGGGAGAUGCGGUCCGUGUGGCCGCUUCCUCCCUCGUCGCGCCGGCGCUGCUGCCGCCGCCGCCAAUGCCUCCGCCGAUUCCACUCAGGGAUCUGCGCAGCGGCAAAUUGCCGUUGCCAGCUGAAGCUACAGAGGUGGACGAAGAGAUCGAGGUGGAUCUCCGGGAGGUUUAUUUCCUUAUCAUGCAUUUCCUGAGGAGCGGCCCUUGCGAGAGAGCCACUGGCCAGCUCUGGAACGAGCUCCUACAGCACAAGCUCUUGCCCCGGAGGUACCAUGGAUUCUUCUCCAGGAAUGGGACUCCCCCCGCCGACGAGAAUGACGAUGGUUUGUCGUUCCCACUCAGCUACGCGCAAGUUGCCGAGAGAUAUAAGAACGUUGACAACAACCACUUGGUUAAGCUCUUGCAGCAACUACUUGUUCACGACAAGUCCGCGUCCUUGCUUGAUGCGAAAGUUCCCAAGCAAUUGACCGCCGCGGACGUUCCUACGCUUUUGGGGUCAGGAGCAUUCUCGCUUUUGGAAUCGGAGCAAAGCAAUGCUACUAGUAUCUCUACCAAGAGAAUAGAACAAAUGCGAUGGCCGCAUUGGCAAGCUGACCAAGUUCAUGCUCUCGCGUUCCGUGAACUUGGUGGUGGAUUUGCAAAGCAUCACAGACCGCCAUCCACACGGACUGUGAAACAUGUUAUCAUCAAGCCAUCUGUACUGGUGAACAGAAUAAGAAUCAUCCAGGUGCUAAGGGGUCAUCGUAAUGCGGUAUAUUGUGCCGUUUUUGAUCGUACUGGACGGUAUCUUGUCACUGGCUCGGACGACCGGCUUGUGAAGAUAUGGUCCGUAGAAAAUAGACUUUGCCUUCGUAGCUGUAGAGGACACGAGGGGGAUAUAACCGAUUUGUCUGUAAGUAGUUCGAACACUCUAGUUGCAUCAGCUUCUAACGAUUCCUCCAUCCGUGUUUGGGGAUUACCAGAUGGUGUUCCGGUUGCAAUACUUCGUGGCCACACGGCGGGCGUAACAGCCAUCAAAUUUAGUCCUCGACCGGGCUGUGAGCACCAUCUUCUAUCUUCGUCUGAAGACGGAACAUGCCGUAUUUGGGAUGCUCGGGAUUCUUCUGUCAAUUCACGUGUCUACAUGCCGAAGCCGGAUGUCGAACCCGAAUCUGCAGGAGCUGAGAAUCGAGCACAGGCUACAAAUCAGAUUCAGUGCUGUGCGUUUAAUGCAGAUGGCUCAUACUUUGUCACUGGGAGUUCGGACAAGCUUGCCAGGGUUUGGGACGCAAGAAAGUGGGCGGACGAGUACACCGGAAGGCCAAAUCAUGAGCAUGACAUUCUUAGUGGACACGAGAAUGUAGUUAACUACGUGCAGUUCAGUGGUUGUGCAGAGCCAAUCAAAGUUUCUCCCGUCGACUUUUUGAAGGAUGACAACGUCCCUGACAACAUACCGAAGUUCAAAACAACCUGGUUUCCUCAAGAUAGCAUAGUUACUUGCUCAAGAGACGGCACUGCUAUUAUCUGGUCUCCUCGUCCUAGGAAACAGCUGAAGCUAGGUCGGUGGGUGAAAGCUUAUCAUUUGAAAGUACCGCCCCCUCCGAUGCCACAGCCUCCCGUUCGAACUGGUGGACCUCGACAAAAACUGCUUCCGACUCCUCGAGGUGUUAAUAUGAUAGUCUGGAGUUUGGACAAUCGUUUUGUACUCGCCGCGAUUAUGGAUUGCCGGAUAUGUGUCUGGAAUGCGGUUGAUGGCAGUCUGGUGCACUGUUUAACCGGCCAUACCAAGCAGACUUACGUGCUAGAUGUACAUCCAUGCAAUCCUCGCAUUGCAAUGAGUGCGGGCUAUGAUGGCCGAGUUAUUGUGUGGGAUAUCUGGGAGGGCCGUCCAGUAAGGACAUUUGAGACGGGAGAUUAUAAUCUUGUCGAUGGCAACUUUUCACCGGAUGGAACCUCAUUGGUUGUUUCCGAUGAGGUCGGCCAGGUCUACCUUUUUUCUACGGGAGCACCACCAAGUCAAGACGACGAAGAUGCGAAAUACGACCAGUUUUUUCUUGGAGAUUAUCGGCCUCUUGUUCGAGAUACUCAUGGAAACGUUCUCGAUCAGGAAACUCAGUUGCCUCCUCAUCAAAGGAAUCUUCAAGAUCUCUUGUGCGAUGCAAGCUUGAUUCCCUAUCCAGAACCUUAUCAAAGUUCGUACCAGCAACGUCGUCUGGGACUCCUAGGUUGCUACUGGCAACCACCAUCAGUUCAGCUCGCAGUGGGAACGUUUGAUGAUCCAGCGUUCAUUCCUCAAGAUCAGCCUCAAGCAGUAGUUGCCGCUCUACAAGCAAUCGAGCAAACAAACGAGCAAGGCAACAGAUGGGUAGAACAACCGGCGGAUGGUGAGGCAAUGGACUGGGAUGAAGAAGUGACUGGAUUGAGUGACGAUUCUGGUUCUGAUUACUGCGCGAGCGAAGAAAGCUCGAGUGACGAGGAUGGAAAUGAAGAAAGUGGUACGAUCUGUGAAUCGGAAACAACCGACAAAGAAAUUGACGAAAUCGAUUCUGAUGGGCUUCGUAACCGAAGAACAAGGAAAAAGAAGAGAGAGAUACUCGCAACCUUGGUGAGGAAGCAAAAGCGCAGGCGCUUGGAGGAGUCAAACAAUGCUCUUUUGAUGCCUGAGGAAACGCAGAGGCUGAGGUCUAGAAAGCGGAUAAGAAAGUCAAACCCGGACCAUGCAUUGAGGCCUAUGAGGAUGGCAGCUCGGAAUGCGUUGACCAUGUUUUCGAGCUUACAUGAGUAUGAAGACAACGAAGCACGCCGCCUGGCCGCUGAGGAUGCCAAAAGACCUGGUACAUCUGGAGAGAACGAGAACCAGAGGCUUCUACGCAACGGGAAAGUUCUUACAGAAACUCAGGAACCUGAAGACGAUGAACCUCCGAAGAAGAGUCCCGCAGAGACUUCGGACGUGGGUGAAUGCAGGCGGCCAAGGUCUCAGCGAAAGUUAGUACUCAAGUUGAGAAACUGUGCACAAACGUUCAACAACGAGGAUACUUUUCGGAGCCUCGAAAUACCAGAACAAGGCACUUCUAAGGUCCCCGUGGCCGAGGCUAAUGACAGUCAUCCAGAAACAGAUGGUUUUAUCGCGGACGAGAAACCCACUGAAGCUGUUUCGUCUGACGACAAACAGGGAUACAUAUGGAAGAAGGGGAAAGCAGCCAAGCGUGCUCGCAUGCCUUAUCACAGCAGCAGCAGCUCCGACGAGGAUAAACUGGUAGACAUUCCUUGUGAUACCAAGAAAGGCCUUGAAGCGACUCGUGUAGAAAAUGGAGACACAAAGGUGGUGGCAAGGGCGAUCAUUAGCGAGUCCGAGUCGGAGAGGUCUCUUUCAGCUGACUACCUUGACGAACAGCAGAGACGAGAGCAGAAUCACACUCUUCUGAGCAAUGAGUCCUUACAGAAUGGAGAAGCUCCAGAUGGUGACAAUGACCCUGAUUACCACGAAGAGGUUUCACCAGGAAGUAACAGUGAGUCGCUGGAGGAUGCUUACAAGCCCGAGGAAGAGCAGGCAAGUGAGGACCUGGACGUGGACGAUAUACAAAUGAAGCGCAAUAUGAACAAGGCCGUCUACUCAAGGAGAAGGCCUCGCAAAGUUGCGACUCAGACCGAGUGUUAUGAGGCCGACGAGCACGCUUCAGGUGGCCGCAGGAGAAGUACACGGCUGGCGCAGGGUCGCGUGGUUAGUCUCUCCAACAGCAGGUCCACAAGAAGCAGGAGAAACGUCGGCCGUCCCUCACACUGGGAAGCUAGCUCGUCUUACGACGACUCGGACUGGGAUAGAAGCAGCGACGACAAUGGACGCCGAAAGCCCGAAAGAAGAACUUCAAGCAGACUUAAAGUGAAGCUGCAGAAGAACGUGGGGUCGAGGUACAAGGAUUUCCACGUGAGGAGAAACCUGAGCACGGUGCAUCGGAGUCCGAGCAACGUGUCCUGGUUACUCUUGACAGAGGUGGAGCGGACGCGCUACAUCCCACAGUAUGGUGAUGAGGUGGUGUACUUCCGACAGGGACAUCAAGACUACUUAGACAACAAGCGGCUCGACGACAAUGGUCCCUGGAGAAGCGUGAAAAGGGAACUGCAAGCGGUCGAGUUCUGCGAGAUCACCGGACUGGAGUACAUCAUUCUCGAAGUGUCGGGGAACACUUGUUGCCGGCUGACUCUCGAGUUCAGGGACGGGUACAGGAUUCGCGGCAGCAGCUUCAGCGUCGACUUGCCGGAGCUGACAGACUUCGCCGACUUUAUAGUGGAGAGAAGCCGCUACGAGGCCUCCAUGGCCAGGAAGUGGUCCAGUCGGGACAAGUGCCAAGUGUGGUGGAGGUCGGACGAGGAAGAAGGUGGUCGCUGGUGGGAAGGGACGAUAACUCAGGUGAAGGCAAAGUCGCCCGAGUUUCCAAACAGCCCCUGGGACAGCAUCAGUGUGCUGUACAAGGACGAGCCAUCGACGACGAACCACUGCCCCUGGGAGCUUCACGACGUUGAGAAUCCUUUAACUUGGGAGUCGCCACAGAUCGAGCAGGACAAGGUGCGUGAGCUGCUCGACAUCGUGGACGAGGUGCUCCACUCGAACCAAUCCAAGGACGAGUAUGGCUUGUGGAGGUUGCAGCAGGCCGUGAGCAAGCCGGAUUUUCUUGACAGGAUUGCGCUACCAAUCUCCAUGGACGUGAUUCGCGAGCGGCUGGAGAACAACUAUUAUCGUAGCGUGAUGGCGGUGUCACACGAUCUUAGGAUACUGAUCGACAACUUCCGGACAUAUUUUGGGAAACAGCAUUCGUCGGUGCUCAAGGUGGAGCGGCUGAGAGAACGCUUCUCUGAGGCACUGCAAAUGUGAGCUUUGUAAAAAUUUCCUCGAGGUCUUAGUUAACGAAGAAUAGAAACAUUUUCCUUACA